CAAAUAUUGUUUUCUUUCUGUCCCCGUGUUCCCUAAAGUUCACGGCGGCGUGAUCUGCGAGCUGUGCGCGUUUAAGAAUGAGCGCGGACGGUCGCUGUGUUCGGUACUACUGCACCGCGGGCGGCGGCAUGCACACGUUUCUGGCGCACGAACUGAAGCGCAAACUGCGCGCCACAGAGGUGGAACAUAUCCCUGGGAGAGUGUUUUUCCGCUGCAGUUCAGAUCUACAGGAAGUGAUGCAAUUGAAAUCUGCGGAGAGACUUUUCCUGCUUUUGAGCAGAGCUCCGCCCAUUUCCUUACCCAAAAAUCCAGCAAAAGCAUCCCAUGUGAUACAGCAGAGCAUUGUGGGAGAUCCAGAUAACUGGCGCCACGCCCUCUUCACCUGGAACUUACUGCAGGUGGAGAUUCGCCACGCCCAGGCGCGGAGUCUCAAGAGAAAGAGGGAUGUGGAGGAAGAUAAAGGGGAGGGCGGAGUCUCUUGCGCUGCGGGCUCGGAGCGCGCACACACACACUUGGGAACGCCCGAGGGGACUCACGACGCACCAGCUCACAGGCACCAGGGUGGUGGAAAUGUUCCUGCUCAGGCAGCUCCCACAUUCCGCAUCAGCUGCCGCUGUAGUGGAGCAGUCGCUCGCCAUUAUAGCUCCCAGAACUUGAGUCGUAUCAUUGGCGUAGCUGUCGCCCGAGAGCUUGGAUGGAAGCCUGACCUCAGAGAGCCGACUCUUGAGGUACAUGUGUAUUUAAGUGAUGACCACUCUGUGAUCGGGAUCCCUCUGAUAAGGCACCCUCUUGCUAGUCGCAGGUAUAUGAAACACACUGGUCUGAGGUCCACUGUUGCCUGGGCGAUGACCUCUCUCUGUCCUAUGAAGGAAGCCUCUGUGAUUUUAGACCCCAUGUGUGGAGUUGGUACCAUAUUACUGGAGGCAGCCCAGGAAUGUGCGCAUGCUGUGUUUAUAGGCAUGGACACAGAGGAGGGUCAGUUGCAGAAAGCUGUAGAGAACGUGGACACUGCAGGUCAGAAGAGCAGAAUCCUACUGGUCCAGUCCUCCUGCAUGGCGAUCCCGUUGCCGACGGCUUCUGUGGAUGUGGUUCUGUGUGAUGUUCCCUUUGGCAGGAAGUUCUCCUGCAGCGUGGACAUGCCCGCUGCACUGCCCCGGAUCCUGGCUGAGAUGGAGAGAGUUCUAUGUGAGGGGGGAUGUCUGAUUAUUCUGUUAAGUCUGCAGCUUUCUGCCCAGAUGAAGAAGCUCGUCAACUCGAACGCACUCACGCCACAAUCACAGAUGACUGAGCUGGACAAGGACCCCCAGGGAAAGAGCCGGGGCCUGGGGAUGCAGGGCCCCGAGCACAGCUGGGGGACAGAUGAGCUCGCGCUCAGCUCGCUACAACUACAGAACAUACACAGAGUGAGCCUGGGCAGCAGUGAUGGAAUCAUACACACCUACACCAAGAUACAAACGCUGAAACACACACAUGCUAACACACACACACAUGAUGAAACUAUGUCUACAUCAUAGUGCACCUAUUCACACACUGAAAUCACAUACACCACGAUACACAUGUAAUCAUACACAAACACACACUGAAACGCACACUAUGGUGAUAUGUAAUUUACACAGGCAGAAAAUCCCAGAGAAAUCCAACUACCAAAACCAGCUCCACGGCUCAAUACAAACCCAAUAAAAUAUACAGUACCAUCAUGUACAUGAGACAAAU
This is a messenger RNA of Electrophorus electricus (electric eel), 1713 nucleotides long. RefSeq names its product THUMP domain containing 2 (gene thumpd2). The record is from RefSeq and is a predicted model, not a curated record. Gene Ontology annotation, biological process: tRNA methylation. NCBI's taxonomy places the organism in Eukaryota, Metazoa, Chordata, Actinopteri, Gymnotiformes, Gymnotidae. Gene Ontology annotation, molecular function: RNA binding; tRNA (guanine) methyltransferase activity.